AUGUCUGAAACAUUACAAUUAAGAGGAACCCUCCGUGGGCAUAAUGGAUGGGUUACUCAGAUUGCCACCAACCCUAAAUAUCCUGACAUGAUUUUGUCAUGUUCCCGAGACAAGACUCUCAUCGUUUGGAAGUUGAAUAGGGAUGAUUCCAACUAUGGAAUACCUCAAAAGAGGUUACAUGGUCAUUCUCAUUUCGUCAGUGAUGUAGUUCUCUCCUCUGACGGAAAUUAUGCACUAUCUGGUUCCUGGGACAAAACUCUUCGUCUGUGGGAUCUUGCAGCUGGAAAAACUACCAGGAGAUUUGAAGAUCAUACUAAGGACGUGUUGAGUGUUGCCUUUUCUGUUGACAAUAGGCAGAUUGUAUCUGGUAGCAGGGAUCGCACCAUUAAACUCUGGAAUACAUUAGCAGAAUGCAAAUAUACCAUUCAGGAGGACAUCCACAAUGACUGGGUAUCUUGUGUGCGAUUUUCUCCUAAUCAUCAAAAUCCCAUCAUUGUUUCCUGUGGUUGGGAUAAAAUUGUUAAGGUUUGGAACCUUGCCAACUGCAAGUUGAAAAUAAAUCAUAAUAAGCACACCGGAUAUCUUAACACUGUUACUGUUUCUCCAGAUGGAUCUCUUUGCGCAUCAGGAGGAAAAGACUGCAAAGCCAUGUUGUGGGACCUCAAUGAUGGAAAACAUCUUCAUACUCUUGACCAUAAUGACAUCAUUACAGCGUUAUGUUUUAGCCCUAACAGAUAUUGGCUGUGUGCAGCUUUUGGACCUUCAAUCAAGAUUUGGGAUCUUGAAAGCAAAGAAAUGGUUGAAGAAUUAAAGCCGGAAGUUGUAUCACAAGCUCCUAAAGCUGAACCACCUCAGUGUCUGUCCCUUGCUUGGUCUACUGAUGGACAGACACUCUUUGCUGGUUACUCUGAUAACACCAUACGUGUAUGGCAAGUCUCAAUAUCAACACGAUAG
Nezara viridula (southern green stink bug) is the source of this 954-nucleotide messenger RNA. The record is from the annotation of a GenBank genome assembly. Lineage: Eukaryota; Metazoa; Arthropoda; Insecta; Hemiptera; Pentatomidae.